Molecule: messenger RNA, 705 nt
Organism: Entamoeba invadens IP1
Lineage: Eukaryota; Evosea; Mastigamoebida; Endamoebidae
Exons: 1
Coding region: 1-705 (234 amino acids)
Source: RefSeq, a predicted model, not a curated record
AUGAACGAAAGAAUAGAGGUUAAUAAUAUUCCUUCUUUAGUUUGGGGUCCUCACGCAGACAAAGUGAUUUUAGCAAUUCAUGGAUAUUCUUCAAACAAAUCUGACGUUCCAAUCACACUUUUGUUUGAAGAAGCAACAACACGAGGGUUUCAAGUUUUGAGUUAUGAUCUUGCAAAGUUUGGAGAGAGAAAAGAAGAGUCUAUUGUUAAUUACAUUACAGACGAUUUAAGGGAGUUAAAUUUGAUAUACAAAUAUGCACAAAACAGGUGGAAACAUAUCUCUAUCUUUGGAAACAGUUAUGGAGCUUAUUUAGCAUUAAUUUUCUUUUCAAAAGAGUGCAUAGAAAAGUGUCUCUUCUUAUCGCCCGUUGUCGAUUUCAAUUAUGUUAUUGAGGGUAUGAUGAAAAUAUAUCAAGUGACUGUCGACCAAUUAUUUAAAGAAAAAGAAAUAGUCUGUUCACCAUCAAUGAAAUUACUUUGGGACAACUACAAAUUCACAACAGACAAUCCAAUAGUCCAAUGGAAUAUCAAGACUUUCAUACUGCAUGGUUCAUUAGACACUGUCAAUCCAACUAAUGUUGUCUCCUCUUUUUCUUCACGUUUCCACUGUAUUCUAAAUGAAUCAAGUUGUUCUCCUCACUACUUUUAUGCCCAGAAAGAUAUCGAUAUUUUAAGAACCUGGAUCGACUCAAGUCUUGACGCUUGA